AUGGUAGUAGUAGAAUGUGCGGAUCUCACAGUGGAGUUGCAGCGCCUCCGUCUCUUCGUUACAGAUGCUCUAGAGAUGAAUAUAAAUCAAUGCUCAAGAAAUAUAGAGAACCCCUUACUCUUUUUAGAAGCCGCUCAAACAUAUUCUACUAUUUUAUCAAAAUGUGAAGCGCCUUUAUCUACUAUACCUGAUGGUUAUAAUACAACUCUGUAUGAAGCGGCUCGUGUAGGUGUACUUCUGCUUUCUGCAACAGAUGAUGCCAAAGAUAAUAAUGUGAUCGAAACUAUUCCAACAAAGUCCGCAUGUGAUUAUGUUAUUGAGGGUAUUGAACGUUUCUCUCUCCUCUUGCCUUCUGGAAGAUUAGUAGAGGCAGAAAUACAUGAAGAGAUUAUGACCAUGGUGAGUUUACUAGGGUAUACAGCUACACAAUGGCACUUACAGGAACGUGCAAUGACAUCUUCAGUUUCACCGGUUAUACAUGGUGGUGAUAAUAUUUCAUCACCCUCACAUCGAAAGCGUGUACGGAUAGACAAUUACCUACGCUGUGCACAGACACUGAUGGAGCGGGGAUCAUUCUCCUGUAGAGAUGCAGAACAACUUCUUUCUUCUUCUUCAUCUUCUUAUGGUGGUACACUGCAAAGGUUUCUUCUUCAUACGCUACAGGAAGAAUUUACACUCAUGCGGCAUCUCGCAAGUGGUGCGCACACUGCUUUGGUCAGUGAUGGAAUGGAUGAUAUUGGUACUACCGAAGUGAAUGAUAAAAGCUGCAACUGUUUAUCAUCAAAUGGAUUUUAUUACUAUGCUCCUCUUCCUUCGCUAUGGAAUAACAACACUGUACGACAUGGGCGAAGUGCCUCAACGGCAUCCGCUUUCUCUACGGGAUGUACAACACCACGCUCACGCCAUGGUGGAGAAGAACACGGAUGGCAAUUGCGUAGUAGUGGCAGUAAACGCAAUAUUGCUCUGAAUAGAAAUAAAUGCAAAAAUGGUACUUCUGUAGAAUGGGCGAUGACAGUUUUGGGAUUACUUGGUACAGGAAUUAUUUCUCUGCAGGAUCCGUACGACAACACGUCUGAUUUUGUAGAUUUUAUUGGGGAUUUAGUGAGUGUAUGCGCUAUUGUGGUGCUACCCUUUCUUACCGAGCAGUUGGAAUCUUUGGAAUUACAACAACAAGAGACGUCAUACCUAUCUAAUCUUCAAGAAACGCAGAAUAUUUUACUUCAUGCUGCUGACGAUAUGGUGAAGUACAGAAAAUAUGUUAAUGUAGUGAAAAACUUUCUCUCUCAUUGGGAUCCUUCAUUUGUUAGACCACACAUUCCACCAGCUGUACCGGUGGACGGAUCAUUACCCCCACCGUUAGAGUUGGUCGUAAAAGAAAAGGAUAAAGAAACACAAACAGAAAAAGAAGAAGAGUGUAAGAAAAAAGAGGUUGUUGCUACAUCAGAAGAAGUAGUCACCACAGUGAAAGAGACCAAACAAGACGAUGAGUUACAAUGGGAAUCUGUAGCACCGUCGUUGGCAGCUCAUCUCGCCUCUAAUACAGAUAGUAAUGGUACAAUGUCCUGGUCGCAGGUUGUCUCACUUGCUACUGAAACGAAGCAUUUCCGUGAGACAGAAGUGGAGAAAAUGUGGGGUAAUUGGGUACGAAUGCGUGGAGAAACAAUCGCGUUAGCCAAUGAGGUGGUGCGCAUGCAGAAGCGCCGUGAUGUUCUGCUGGAGGUAAGGUCACUUCUACUCCCUCCAAGCGGAUCUACUGAAGUAAAUUUGCAGCAAAAGUGGGAGCAGCAACUCAAUCAGUAUGAAAGGGAUCUUCAGGAAGCUCUUGUCAAGAGUAAACAGAAAUAA
Molecule: messenger RNA, 1845 nt
Organism: Trypanosoma theileri
Lineage: Eukaryota; Euglenozoa; Kinetoplastea; Trypanosomatida; Trypanosomatidae
Exons: 1
Coding region: 1-1845 (614 amino acids)
Source: RefSeq, a predicted model, not a curated record